Empidonax traillii (willow flycatcher) is the source of this 841-nucleotide messenger RNA. RefSeq names its product N-alpha-acetyltransferase 20-like. Gene Ontology annotation, cellular component: NatB complex. The record is from RefSeq and is a predicted model, not a curated record. Bases 139 to 600 code for a protein of 153 amino acids. Gene Ontology annotation, biological process: N-terminal peptidyl-methionine acetylation. The transcript has 3 exons. Gene Ontology annotation, molecular function: protein-N-terminal amino-acid acetyltransferase activity. NCBI's taxonomy places the organism in Eukaryota, Metazoa, Chordata, Aves, Passeriformes, Tyrannidae.
GAAUUUGCGAAGUUAUUUUUAUUUACGCUGGUCAAGGAAUUGCUGUAAUACUUGUGCAAAAUGACAUUCCCCAUAGUUGCUGAAUCAUAGAGUGAUAAGGUAGACAUCCCUGUUUGGGCCUUUACCACAGCCAUUGCAAUGUUUGUUUAUACAUGUCUUACUCCUCUUGUGAAGUUGUGUGGUUGCAGGCGGUUCGUUACUCCAAAGGUGCUGAUGCUCUGUGUGUUCACAGUCAUGGGGAAAGCCGAGGGCUCCGUGGCUAGGGAAGAAUGGCAUGGACAUGUUACCGCUCUCUCUGUUGCACCAGAAUUUCGACGGCUGGGUUUGGCUGCUAAACUGAUGGAGCUACUGGAAGAAAUUUCAGAAAAAAAGGGUGGAUUUUUUGUCGAUCUCUUUGUGAGAGUAUCAAAUCAGGUUGCUGUAAAUAUGUAUAAGCAACUAGGCUACAGUGUGUACCGGACAGUGUUAGAGUACUACUCUGCCAGCAGUGGGGAGCCAGAUGAAGAUGCUUAUGAUAUGAGGAAGGCUCUUUCCAGAGAUACAGAGAAGAAAUCAGUUAUACCUCUGCCUCAUCCAGUGAGGCCAGAAGACAUUGAGUAACUGUAAGCUGUGAUUCUCAGGCAACUUACUAAGUGUCAGGUCUGUCCCUCUUAACCUCCAAGAACUUAUGGAUGAGAAAUUUCAGGCUGAAUGUUUUUCCCUUGAAAUACCAAAAAGCAGUGUUGAGAAGCUGACUAACACUGCUUCUAUAGGUAAUGGCUGUAUACUAUCACACUUACUCUAUUAGUUUUCCUUUCAAAUAUUGGAAAUUCAGAGACUAUUAAAAUGGAAUUACCUCCUG